GGGAUCUGCCUGAAGCAGCACAAGCGCCUGGCCCAGGCCAUCGCGCAGGCCCAGGACCACGGUCUCCUGUGGCUCCGUGUCCCCUUCGUGCCGGUCCCUGAGGAGGAUUUCUCCAACCAACACCCGGCCGUGGGGAAAACUCCGCCGGCGCCCGCCCUGAGGGAGCCGGGCCGGGCCUGGUACCCCUGGUACGAGUGGCAGCAGCCCCCCGCCGCCGAGGUGGCCCGGGUGCGCCGCCUUUACCGGGGAUUCCUCAAGGAGGAUUUCCCGGAAAACCCCCCAAGCCCGUCGGGGAAAUAAAACCGUUAAAAAUCCUC
This is a messenger RNA of Parus major (Great Tit), 317 nucleotides long. RefSeq names its product mitochondrial ribosomal protein S18B (gene MRPS18B). The transcript is spliced from 2 exons. Gene Ontology annotation, cellular component: mitochondrion. NCBI's taxonomy places the organism in Eukaryota, Metazoa, Chordata, Aves, Passeriformes, Paridae. Gene Ontology annotation, biological process: mitochondrial translation. The annotation marks the transcript as partial. Gene Ontology annotation, molecular function: structural constituent of ribosome. The record is from RefSeq and is a predicted model, not a curated record.